Molecule: messenger RNA, 1697 nt
Organism: Lactuca sativa (garden lettuce)
Lineage: Eukaryota; Viridiplantae; Streptophyta; Magnoliopsida; Asterales; Asteraceae
Molecular function (GO): chromatin binding
Source: RefSeq, a predicted model, not a curated record
CAUUUUUCCAUGAUUUAAUAAUAAACAGCAUAAAUCCAAACUUGAUGUUUUACGUGGCAUGUGAAAUCGGUUACUUGCCAAUUGCUAUUGAUUAGUUAAACGAAGUUAAAACCAUUUUACAUGACUCGCUUGCGUCGACUCGUUAACUAUUCAGGCAAACUCGGGUUGCCGAGUUUGCCAACACUGGAAUUUGUUCGGCUAGGACCCACAUACAUCAGACUGUGCAUGUUCCCAAGCGACACCACCUUCCACCGCUAAUGACGAUUUCCGGCGACGGAAAGGUAAUCUACAACCUUGACUACCGAUCGAAGAACGACGAUGCGUGGUACACCUCUGGCGUCGUUCUCGAAAAUGGAAAGCGGCUGCGCGUCAAGCUCGAGGAUUUCAAGUCAGGCGACGCUGAUGAGGUAUUCUCUAUGGGUAAUUUCUCCAAACACGAUGAACUGGAAGAAUUUCUCCGUCGAUUUCGUCCGGUGUCCGUGCCGGUCGAGGAGAACGAGUGCUCCACAGUGGUCGAAGGCAUGACGGUGUGUGCUACUUAUAAAGGCGAUGGAUCAGUUCGAUACUUCGACGCCAUUGUUGAUGGUGUUUGCUACAAAGAGCACAAACCUGAGAAGUGCGUAUGCACUUAUUUACUAUGCUGGAAACAUGGCCCUGGUGAAGGCACAGUAACUGCAGAAAAUAUUGUUGAUGUAUGCUUCAUUAAGUCUGGUGCCCCUGAUCCCAGAGUUACUGACUUUGCAAAGCUUGUGAUGGAAAAACUCUCUUCUCAAUCCAGUCUCAUACCCAAGACUCCAUUUCUGUCCAGAAAAACAAGCUCAAACCAAACUUUUAACAAGUUACAGGAAUUCAGUGGUGAUGGAGACAGUUGUUUUAGUGGAUUCUCUGAAGAGAAGGGAAGAUUCAAGACUGAACUAAUUGAUCAGGACAGAGACAUGGGAGGUGUCAAAGAAACUGAAUCUCAUCAUUUCAUAAUAUUAGAGAAUCUGGAGAAAGAUCUAUCUCCAGUCUUGAUGAAAGACUUCAUAUAUGAACAAACUUCAAUCCCAACACACACUUAUGUUUUUCAAAGUCUGUCAAAUGAACCAUAUGCAAGAGGAAUAAUUAUUGUGGAUAGCAAACAAAAGCUGAAGAGGAUACAUGAAUUUAUAAGCAAUCCAAAUCACUUUAUUGUAUCUACUUUUUCUGGAAGGCCAUGGGUUAUAGCUGAAGACAUGCUUAGAGCUGAAACUUUCAACAUAAUGCAGAUCCUGCAGCCAAAGUCUGAGAACAAAAACACAGGAAACAAGUUAAUGGUGGUGCAUUUGGGAACAAAAGAAUAUAUGAGAGCUAAAAAAUCAAAAGAUCUAUAUAUGGAAUUCCGGAAUCAUGUAAAUAGACUUGUGAAGAGGUUAGAUAUGGAGGAGAAGAAGAAAUGGCGUUCAUCCAGUACAAACUAGUUACUAAUCAUGUGUUGUAAAGGUGCAAGAGUCGAGUUGUAAUUUUGUAAAGCAAAACUUCCACUUUGUUUUGCCUUUGAAUCGGGUGCAAUGUAGGUAUGUUUACUCUUAGCUUAAGUACAAGUUAAUACAACAAAGUCUAUUGGAUCUAGUCAAAAAGAAAUAUGUAAGUUGUUUUAAGGGUAGUAAAUUUAAGGAUAUGUAGUAUGUUUCUCUUACAUAUCAAUUUUAUUUCGAUUUUGGCUUGUCUCAUUAUUA